Molecule: messenger RNA, 693 nt
Organism: Caenorhabditis angaria
Lineage: Eukaryota; Metazoa; Nematoda; Chromadorea; Rhabditida; Rhabditidae
Source: the annotation of a GenBank genome assembly
AUGCUUUCUGGUGUAUUUAUCGGUUUCUGGAAAUAUUAUCUUUUCCGAGAAAGUGAAUAUUCCAACAAUUUACUUGAACCUGAUUUUUUGUUGUAUUACAAUUUAUCGAUGGAUUCAAUUGCGUAUAAUGGUCCAAUUUAUGAAAUAUGUGAAAACGGAACAUGUUAUGUACCAAAUUCAGCCAUUGUUGGAAUGUCUGUUAUUCUUAUCAUGCUUGUAAGUGAACCACAAAAAUGUCUAGAAAUAACCUUGAGUUUUUAGUUUUCCUGUUUUUUUAUAAUGAGCUACUUUGGUUUCAAAUGUUAUACAAAACUUCAACUCCCAAGUAACAUGAGUAAUUCAACAAAAUCAUUACAAAAACAGCUUUUCGUCGCUCUUCUGAUUCAAUCCAUAAAUCCAAUCAUUUUCAUGUACAUUCCACUAUCAAUGUUAUUUUUAUCACCAAUUUUCGGAAUUGGAUUUGGAUCCUAUGCAAAUAUUUUAAUGAUUUGUCUCUCAAUCUAUCCACCACUCGAUCAAUUUGCAAUUAUUUAUAUAAUUCGAGACUUUAGAAUUGCUAUUAAUGGUAAAAUCAGAUAUUGUUUAUUUCAAAUAAUUGUUGGUAUUUCAGAUUUCUUUAUGGGAAAAACACAAAACGACAUGUUGUUCAGAGUCAGUAAACGUAACAGCGUUGGAAGCAACACCAAUACUUGA